Molecule: messenger RNA, 1282 nt
Organism: Melanaphis sacchari
Lineage: Eukaryota; Metazoa; Arthropoda; Insecta; Hemiptera; Aphididae
Product: putative RNA-binding protein Luc7-like 1
Exons: 6
Coding region: 406-1155 (249 amino acids)
Biological process (GO): mRNA splice site recognition
Cellular component (GO): U1 snRNP; U2-type prespliceosome
Molecular function (GO): mRNA binding
Source: RefSeq, a predicted model, not a curated record
UUUGUAAUUUUUUUUUUUUUUUAAUUAGUUAUAGGGUAAAUUUUCUUUUAUUUCUAUAUUGUUCACUAUUCUUUAAAAGAACUUAUCUACAAAGCCUACCAUGAUAUCGACAAAUCUUUUGUGAGUAGCUCAUAAUUAUCUUAAGUUACCGAUUGGUAUUAUCUACCAAAAUUAUUCUGAAAAUAUAGCUUCAUCGAAGACAGUACGUACAUCAACUCAGUUAAUUACGUCUAUUUGAAUGCGAAUGUUUUACUCUUAAUCCUGAUUAUUGUCACCCUCUCUAGGAAUAGUCAAAAACGAAUUGAGUUUUGAUUCGUUUCAAGGCAAUGAUACAAAGAUGGGGAAGAUGCUCGCCAUCAAUGCUUCAAUGUCGGUGAGCAAAUUGUAAAUGGUCGUCUGUCUCGCAUGGACAUUGGUGAGUGUCCAAAAAUACAUGAUAAUGCAUUAAGAGCAGAUUUUGAAAAAGCUCAACAAAAGUUUGAUCACUAUUAUGAUGUAGAUGCUACUGAACAUUUACAAGCAUUUAUUAGUGAUUGUGACAGAAGAACUGAAGCAGCUCGAAAACGACUAUUAGAAACUCAAGAAGAGCUUACUGCUGAAGUAGCUGAAAAAGCCAAUGCUGUUCAUGAAUUAGCUGAGAAAAUAGGACAUACAUUGGCUAAAGCUGAAGAAUUGGGUGCCCAAGGUUUAGUGGACGAAAGUCUCAAGUUGAUGGGAGAAAUUGAAGAUCUGCGUAAAAAAAAAUCAGAAGCAGAAGAUACUUACAGAAAUUCAAUGCCUGUAAGCAGCUAUCAACAGCAAAAAUUAAGGGUGUGUGAUGUAUGUUCAGCUUAUUUAGGUAUUCAUGAUAAUGAUCGAAGAUUAGCAGACCAUUUUGGAGGAAAAUUACAUUUAGGAUUUAUCAAAAUAAGAGAAAAACUAUCAGAACUUGAAAAAAAUUAUGAAGAAAGACAUGAAGCUCGGCGUAAAUUUGAUGAACAAGAGCGUUAUAAAAGAGAUGAUAAAAGAAGCCAUCGGUCUAGAAGUGGAGAUCGAAAUGAACGUCACCGACGAUCUAGGUCCCGUAGUCGUCACAGUAGACAUCGUUCACGUAGUCGUAGCCGAAGUCGAACCCACAAACAUGAUAGAAGAGAUCGAGAUAGACGUCGCUAUUAAUAAUAAAUUGUAUUACUUCGUUUCAAUGACACAUAACUCUUUUUAGUAACAUUAAUUUGAAUAUAUUUAUAAUUAUAAUUAUAAGAUGAAUAUAAAACUUGUUAAAUUUACUAAUAUUCAAAGUAGA